AUGAUGUCGGAGGCCGAUCGCGCCUUGGGCGUGGCCUCGGCAGCCGACUCGUCCUCGCUCGAGACCGAGUCCUCGGUGUGCGGCUCCUCCUGGCUCGCCACGCGCGCGACGGCGAGGAGCAUGGCACGCGGCUCCACGAGGCUCGGGGCGACGCCAAACGCCGGGCACACGACCGGGCCGUCGCCCUCCUCGGCGGUGCUGGCGGUGCCGGACGUGGAUGGAUGGAUGGGGUCCUUGGGCUCGUCGACCGGCGCCACGCUCGGCGCGCUCUGUCGGUCGUGGGGCUCGCUCCGGCAACAGUCGUCUUCCGCGCCGUCGCCGUCGCCACCAGCCGACGACGACGACGCGGUCGGCGCGAUCCGCGCCCUCGCCAACUGUCGGUUCGUGCUGCGCCGUGGGAGUGGGUGA
Emiliania huxleyi CCMP1516 is the source of this 408-nucleotide messenger RNA. RefSeq lists its product as hypothetical. The coding region runs from base 1 to 408 and encodes 135 amino acids. Lineage: Eukaryota; Haptophyta; Isochrysidales; Noelaerhabdaceae. The record is from RefSeq and is a predicted model, not a curated record. The transcript is spliced from 3 exons.